Messenger RNA from Pararge aegeria (speckled wood butterfly), 3133 nucleotides. It is a transcript of the gene Tango6, whose product is annotated as transport and Golgi organization protein 6. The transcript has 5 exons. The coding region runs from base 360 to 3116 and encodes 918 amino acids. The record is from RefSeq and is a predicted model, not a curated record. Gene Ontology annotation, biological process: protein secretion. Lineage: Eukaryota; Metazoa; Arthropoda; Insecta; Lepidoptera; Nymphalidae.
UUCGUACGCCACGCCGCCGCACCGUUGUACGGUGGCGAGUAGGUCACUGGCGCAAGGAUUUAAGUAUUUAUGAAAAUCGCAACCACAAUGAAUGCAUUGCACAGCAUAAUUCUAUAUAGAUUAGAGAGCAUUUGAUUCAAUUAAUUGUCUGAUGGCAUAUAUAGCAUAUAGGUAUAGCAAAACCGUCUGUCAUUCAGUAGUCAAAAUAUGUCUAUUGAAAUUUUCGUUGGUAGCGGCCUGUGGUGGCGGCUCUUCCUUGUUUGCAUAUUUGUUUAGAUCAAAACAAGAAGAACGUGUACAACGUUUAGUUCUUUAAAGUCCCAAUAGAAUAAGGCUACUUACUAGUAACUUCAUAAAUCAUGGCUGAUGUUGGAGUUAUAUUUGAUCGAAUAGAAAAAAAUUUAGAAACUGAGAGCAGUAGUGAAUUUAUGACAGCGGUUUUCAACAAAAAGUUUAUAACAUCUAAAGACAAAAACAGUGAAUUAACUGAUUCAUAUGAAAUUUUAAGCACACACUUAAUAAACAUUAUUCAAGAAAUAGACACACUAGCCACAGAAAUUGAAAGGAAUGACGAUUUUCUUAUAAGUGUAAAACAUCAGAAAGUUCUACGAACAUGUUUUCAAAUAAUUUCAUCAUUCGGCAUUGCCUCAUGUUUGAUACCUGGUUUAGGCAUAAGCUUAUCAAAGAGAUGUAUUUCAGCUAAAUCUUUACCACAGCUAACAUUAUCUGAUGAACAGAAAUAUAAAAUUUUAGUGACAUGUACGGAUUUCCUUCAUAGAAGUUACAAUGUACCAGUUCUGAAAAAUAUUAUAAUAACAUUUCAUUUAAUUGACUAUUUGGCUGCUUUAAUACAACUAGCAUUUGCUCCUUUAAAAAAACCUGGAGUUUAUCCUAAGUUUACUAUGUCACAAGAAAUGUAUGAUGAAUUGAAUUCAGAAAGACAAAAAUAUGUUGAAAUAUAUGAAUAUUUGGUUAAUAAUUGCUUUCAGCCAAUGCUUAUGAAAGAAUUGUUAAUGCUACAAAAUGUAACAGAUCAAAAAUGUCCAUUGUUUGUUAAAAGAGUUAUAGCAAAAGAGUUGAGUAGGCGCCUCAUCGCCUCUGGUGGCUUAUUGAGUCUGAUUAGAUGUUUUAUUGAUAAUCAAGAUAUGGAUACUGGACUUGAUUGGAAAAAAGUUGAAAUGAUUUGCAAAAUAGUCUCAACUAAACAUGGAAACAUAGAUGAGAGUGAAUAUCUAACAAACAUUACAUAUCAAUUGAAACACAUAUUUGCAAUAAAUAAAGUGAAAUAUAUUAUAACUGCUGUUUCUUGUCUUAUAUCUUUAUAUGACAAAUACAAGAAUGUAGAGCAUGUUCAAAAUUUAGUAAAUGAGAUAUUUUACACCUUAAACUAUGAUGUUUUGACGUCAAAAUCAAGUUUUCCUGGCACUGUUAUUCUUACUCCUCAAGAAAUAGAACAUUCCAUGCAAAUUUUGUAUUCCUGCACAAGUAUGAGUCAGGCCCACAUACCACCUGAAUUAAUAACACCUAACCUGUACAUACUUUUCCACCUGAGAAUGAAGUGUACAAAGAAUGAGAUGAAAUUGAAAAUAACCAAUAUAAUUUUGAAAGCAUUAGAACUGUGUGAUAAUACUGAAAUGUGUGAUUUACUAAAGAAACUAUUAUUUGGGCAAAUCAAUGCAAAAGAAGUGGAUGUCCUUAUUGAAGAGUAUAAAGCAGGUUUGACAGUCAAAUAUGUUAAUUCUCAUGUUGAAUAUCCAGAAGAUGAAGCAGUAAUAAAUUUUGUGGAAAUUUUCAAUUCAACCGAAAAUAAUACCCUCAUAAGUAAUUUAUUUGAAGCGUGCCUGCAAAUAUUUGUAGAUAUAAGCAGUGAGAGACUGGCGAAUACCAAUACUGAUACUCUAUUGAGUUCAGAUGAUGAACCUACGUUACUUAAGUCAAAUGAUGAGAAGUAUGCUCGGAUCCUGACUAUUUUAUCGGAAAUAUCAAUGACUCCAAAAGUUAUGAAGGUUUUGAAAGAAAAUCCUUUAAUAGUAAUUAAUUUUGUUGAGUCAAUCUUACUUAACAAUAUUGACAAUACGACUGAUGAAUGUCAAACAAUUGCUUUAGUCCUAUUAAAUACAAUAUUAUCUAAUACUAAUAAGGCACACAGCUUGAAAGAUAAACUACAUAGUUUUAUUCCAAAUUUAGAAAAGCUUUGCAAUAGUGAUUCUGCAUACAUCAAAAUUUUGUGUAAAGAAUCAAUGUCUUUGAUAAAAUCAGAGUAUCCUAAAGCUACAGACAGUGCAUUUGAAGAAGCACUAUCGAAUAUUUUUGAUAAUCUAAUCCCUAUGAGAGCUCAUGGAAUCAUUGAGCUCAGUAAACUAAUAGAUAAAACAGAUCCUGAAACAAUAUCAAAAAGGCAUUAUGUACUUUGCCUACUGCAGGAACAACUCAAAGAUCCAGACUCUUACAUUUACUUAUCAACCAUAAACUGUAUUGCAGCACUUGCGUUACAUUGUACUGAUGAUGUUUUAAGUGUCUUAUGUAAAGAAUAUUUAAAUGUUUCGAUUGAUCAUCAUAAUAUAGAAAGUAAGGAAAAUGAAAACAAAGCUGCUGAAUUAAGGAUGAAAAUUGGCGAUAUAAUCGUCAAAGUUACCAAGAGAUUAAAUGAAAUGGCUUUAGUACACAAGAAUAUUUUGCUAAACACAAUACUAUGUGCUUGCAGAGAUGAAGACCCUUUAAUAAGGGCUUCAGCUUUGUCGAACUUGGCAGAAAUUGCAUUGAUACUGAAUUAUAAAAUAGGCUCAAUUAUAUAUGAGGUUCUGCUUUGUAUUUGGAGUAUAAUAGAAAGCGAUAAAGCAAUAGAAUGUCGUAGAGCUUCUGUGAUGGUUAUAGCUAGUUUACUGAAAGGAUUAGGGAACGAAACGUUGGUAGAAUUAAAAGAAAACCUGCUUCCCAUUUACAGAACUUUAAACAAACUGUACAAAGAUACGAACGAAGAUCCAGUUCUGCGACUACACGCUCAGUUGGCUUUGGACGAACUUAAUGACAAUGUAAAGCAAUUCUUGUUCACUGAGCUACCAAUUGAAAAAGAAAUUUCAAUGUUAAAGGAACGAAAUGAUAUAUUUUUUAAAUAAAAAUCCAUUAAAAUCAA